AUGCCUAAAAAAUUAAACAUUUUAAAGGCGAAAUUGCCAAAAGCGCCCCCAGGGAGAAGGCCUAUUGGAUAUAGAGGCAAUCAUAAACAUGGAAAAGCACUUUAUGAUCCCGUUUAUCCUACAUCAAAAAUUCCGUCAAGUCUUGUUCCACGAUAUCCAUUGGAUUGGAGAAACGGGGGUAGAUUCUUAUUAUGUGUUGGUUUAAGGAGAAUAGAAAAUAGAAUUAUAAAUAAAAUGAAGGAAAGUUUAAAUUAUAAUAUACCUGAAUGUAGUACAUGCAAUAAUACUUGUAUAAAAAUUUAUAAUCGAUGUUUAUGUGCAUGGUAUUGCAAAUAUAAAUAUAGGCAUGUCUAUGAUUGUGAUAAUAUACUUAUGGAAUAUAAAGGAGAAAUAAAUACUGACAAACCAAUUUUUACUAUAAAAAAACAAGUAGCUAAAAAAAAUAUAUCUAAAGGUAUUGAAUAUGUUUAUAACAAAAAUAUAUCCAAAUUUCAAACUAUAGAAAAAAAUGACAUAUAUGCAAAAUUUUAUAAAAAAAUACAAGAAAAAAAACAGACGUGUUCUAAAGAAGAGGCAAUCUAUUCAGAUUCUGAUGCAACAGAUAGUGAUGAAGAAGAAAUAUAUGAAGAUAUAUAA
Messenger RNA from Plasmodium berghei ANKA, 636 nucleotides. RefSeq names its product conserved protein, unknown function. The transcript is spliced from 3 exons. The record is from RefSeq and is a predicted model, not a curated record. The coding region runs from base 1 to 636 and encodes 211 amino acids. Lineage: Eukaryota; Apicomplexa; Aconoidasida; Haemosporida; Plasmodiidae.